Penicillium verrucosum is the source of this 384-nucleotide messenger RNA. RefSeq lists its product as uncharacterized. The record is from RefSeq and is a predicted model, not a curated record. Lineage: Eukaryota; Fungi; Ascomycota; Eurotiomycetes; Eurotiales; Aspergillaceae. The transcript is spliced from 2 exons. The coding region runs from base 1 to 384 and encodes 127 amino acids.
AUGUCCGCAUCACGAUUCGCUCCUCUCCUGAGAACCCGGGUGCCGGUACAAACUGCACCUAGCUUCCAGGUAAUUCGCUCCAUCUCAGCUACAGCCCCAUGCAACAAGGGACCGGUGGAUGCGACAAAGGAGACAUUGAAGAAAGCGGACCGAACUGUGUCGGAUGCAGCGGUCAAGGGCAUCAAUACGGGUGAAAAAGCCGCCAACAAGCUUAAGGAUGCCGUUGGCUCCGGGGCCAAGCAAGCAAGGGAAAAGGGGGAUGAGGUAAAGGGCGAAGCAUCCGAGUAUGCAGGCAAGGUGAAGGGUGAGGCGGCCGAGUAUGCAGGCAAGGGUAAAGGCAAGGCAGAAGAAGCACUGGGCGAAGCUAAGCAGAAGGCAAAGUAG